AUACUUUUGUUAUAUCAGUAUCUAUACAACUUUCAAACAAAUCCAUGUUGCCCAUUAAUGCAUUAAUAGACUCUGGAGCUUUGGCUUGUUUCCUCAAUUAUACAUUGGUAUACAAAUACAACUUACCUAUCAAUACUAAAAGUACACCACUAUCAGUUGAAGUAAUAGAUAGACGAGAAAUAUUGUCUGGAGCAGUGAGACUGGGCUAUGCUGCUAUAUUAUCAGAACCAUUAUGA
This is a messenger RNA of Dentiscutata heterogama, 236 nucleotides long. The record is from the annotation of a GenBank genome assembly. NCBI's taxonomy places the organism in Eukaryota, Fungi, Glomeromycota, Glomeromycetes, Diversisporales, Gigasporaceae.